Messenger RNA from Dicrocoelium dendriticum, 1018 nucleotides. The record is from the annotation of a GenBank genome assembly. NCBI's taxonomy places the organism in Eukaryota, Metazoa, Platyhelminthes, Trematoda, Plagiorchiida, Dicrocoeliidae.
AUGCUUUGGAGUCAACUAGACUACUUGCUUUCUGUGUUCAUACACCAUCGGGUUCGUCGACUACUUGCGUUGAACACGACCCAGUGGGCCAAAUUAGAACGUCUGUCGCAUGAGAAUCGUCUGCUCAAAUCGGAACGCGCUCGAGGCGAAGUCGUCGGUCAGCCGGGAGCGAUGGCACAUGUUCGCACUUCGUUACCGGAUGCCAAUUCGACAACCUCGUCCGAUUCCCCCAAGGAGAACACCUUCGCUCCCACAAACCCGUGCGGCAUCCCUUUGGAAGUGGAUAUCCCAGGAAGCAACUGUUUACCCGAUGGUGCUCAUCCUGGUCACCUUUUCGAAUCACAUUUGGCCCAACUGCGGUUCUUGGAGGAUCGUGUACGGAUGCUAACUGAGGAGUGUAAUCAUUUGCAUUUCAGACUCGAUGAGGUGAUUAAUCAAAAGACGGAACUGGAGAUCCAGUGUGAUCGGUAUUUGAAGAAUGCAACAAUGUCCGAGAGUCCCACAAAAUGCAGACCUGGACGAAGUCUAACAUUGACACGAUCACGGAACCACAGUUCCAACAGCUCUGAAUUCUCCACCGAACGAACAGAUACGGAACCGUCUGAAUUGCUCAUUCAGGUCAGAGCAGAAAGUGUCUCCACAGGAAUGGAAUGCGAAACCCAUCUUAUGGACAGCACAGUGGCCUAUGCCAAUGGACCACCGGAGGAGUUGAGCACAAUCGGUACUGAAGACACAUUGAGAAUGGCCGUGAGCACGCUAGAUGGAUCUCUCUGAUUGGCAGUCGCACGUACUGUUCUGGUUGCAUUCGCUUUGUAUAUUCCUCACCACCCACCCGUCCGUUCGAUUUUUGAACUCUCAUUUGCAAUUGGGCAGUUUACCGGCCACUUUCGUUCAGAUCAAGUAUUGUUGACUUUCUAUCCCCUCCAACGCCUCUUCUUACUUACAGCACCUCACACACAAUGUAUAUCUUCUAAUUAUGUGACUUUGUGUAUAUCUCUCUCGAUGAAGCAAAAUCAGA